Messenger RNA from Cylindrotheca closterium, 1488 nucleotides. Lineage: Eukaryota; Bacillariophyta; Bacillariophyceae; Bacillariales; Bacillariaceae. The record is from the annotation of a GenBank genome assembly.
AUGGAUGUUAGCUUCAAGAAAGAGAACCGUCCCAUACUCAUAAAAUGCAUCACUCCUGCAAUCGCCCUCCUCGUCUUUGGUGUAUUAUAUCAGCACGAGGGGCCAUCUGCUCCUCCUAUUGAAAGUCCGCAACCCAUUCCCGAACACCUUCGCAACUUGGGAUCCUCUUUGCCAUCUGAUUACAAUACCGACGAACAAACCAAGCGGGCUGGAGCUUGUGCCAAUGUGGAUUACGCAAACGCAACCUAUCUGGACCAGGUUGAUUUACACUCCUUGCCUCUCAAUGAACUUAUGAUUGAAUUGGAUCAUCCCUUCUUUGUGUCCCCGCCAAAUCCAAAUGGACCUACCAUUGUGGAUAUUGGACUCUACAUACACAGCAUAUUCGAUCUUGAUCCAGGUCUAAGUACUUUUGAAAUGGAAGGAUAUCUUGAUCUCAUCUGGUGUGAUCCGCAUACCAAGUUUGAUGCAGAAGCCGAGGGCAAGGAUCGGCACAUUUUUCUAGAAAGAGACGCGGCAAAAGAAUUGGAGUCUAUUUGGUGGCCAGCGAUUGCAUUCAAAAACGAAAAGGGGAAGCGAGUGACGGAAAACCAGGAAGUUGUUAUUGAGAGCGAUGGUACUGUCGAGUACAGAGAAAAGUUCAAGGUAACUUUGACGUCCAAAUAUGAAAUGACACAGUUUCCUUUCGACAAGCAGGUCUUGAGAGCCGAGGUUGAGUCCUUCGCAUGGAACAGCGACCAAAUGCAGUUUCAUAUCGAGGAGGACCUAGUAGGCUUUUCGGAAGACUUCGAAAUUCCCGAACAAACCAUGACCCACAUUGAAGAACAUCUUGAAACUGUCAAGGAGGCUCGCGAUCGCCACCCAUUCUCCGAGCUAGUGACUGAGAUUCAUAUCCACAGGAAUCCAGCGUACUACGUUACCAAGGUUUGCAUUCCACUUUGCCUUAUUGUGGCCAUUUCGUGGGCAGUCUUUUGGAUGGACCCAACCGAUCUGGCAAACCGCAUGGCGAUCUCCUUUACUGGAGUGCUCACGUCUGCUGCAUAUCAGUUUGUUGUGUCCGACAUUCUACCAAGACACAUUACCAAUACGUUCUUGGCAAACUUUGUGCUGGUGACCUUUGUGAUGCAGAUUUUGACUGCGAUUGAGAACGUGGCUGUCCGGAAUUUGCACUUUCAAGGCCACCCUUUGGCAGCAAAGAUGAUAGACCGUGUCUGCAGAGUUGUUGUGCCGCUUCUCUUUCUGGCAGUUUGCAACAUCAUGGCAAGCGUUCAGAUUCUACAUGAUGAUAAAUUGUCGUAUGGUGGACUCCUCUGCGUCUCGAUCGGUUUGCCAGUUUUGCUGAUACUAAUUGUGUUGUACAUGAUUCGUCGCUUCAAAGCUAGCCACCCUGAAUACGGCUCUGCGAAGACAGGGACAGAUAAUCCCAUCGAAAAGGAUUUGAACAAAACUAGCCAAGACCAUAUCGAUGUAGAGUCAGGAGAGGAUAAAUAG